CACACACGCAAGCACACUCACCCCCCACACACACGCACACACAUACAUCAAGGGAAUGCCAUAUGUCCCAAGUGAGACCUACUUGAAAAAAAAAAGUGCUGAACAUAUCACUCAGGAUCACUGUGAGAGGACAGUCGUCAGUUUUCUCUCUGGCAAUGAGAAUUUUCUCACCCUCAAGACAUGCAAAUGACUUUUCUCAUCUGUUCUUUUUAUGUUAUUUGCAUAAUUUUCUCCUGCGAAAGUGAGAGCUGUCAAAAAUUAACCAUUUGGGGCUUUGGGAUCCAGUUAUGUGACCUUUUCCAGAGAAUCGGAUUUCUUGAGGGAAGUAGGAACUGGAUGUGGACGUGCUGAGGUGGUGGUCAGUGGCUGAAAGGGCGGAUGAUGGAUGGGGGCCAGCAGACAGCGAGGAGCUGCACAUAACAGGGAAAAGGAGCACAGGAUGCAGCUCCUUGGAGGGUGCUGACUGAAAACUUCGCUCUCCCCACCCCAUUCACGGUUGAUUUGACGGAUUUCUCACCUCGUUCACAGAGAAAAUUUCAAUUAAGGUCCCUUUUAGAUGGAAUAUAAUACAGCAGAAGCCUUUUCAUCAAAAGGAUUAAUGCCUGCAUUAUCAUUUCUGCAAUAAAAUAAGAAGUUAAGCAGUAGAGGCCACAGACCCCUCAACCCUGGAUUCCACAAUUCUACGUUAAGUGUUGGAGUUUUUAAUUACUCUGCUGUAGGAAAGCCUUUGCCAAUGCUUACAAGGAACUGUUUAUCCCUGCUUCUCUGGGUUCUGUUUGAUGGAGGUCUCCUAACACCACUACAGCCACAGCCACAGCAGACUUUAGCCACGGAGCCAAGAGAAAAUGUCAUCCAUCUGCCAGGACAACGGUCACAUUUCCAACGAGUUAAACGUGGCUGGGUAUGGAAUCAAUUUUUUGUGCUGGAAGAAUACAUGGGCUCCGAGCCUCAGUAUGUGGGAAAGCUGCAUUCCGACUUAGACAAGGGAGAGGGCACUGUUAAAUACACCCUCUCAGGAGAUGGCGCUGGCACCGUUUUUACCAUUGAUGAAACCACAGGGGACAUACAUGCCAUAAGGAGCCUAGAUAGAGAAGAAAAACCUUUCUACACUCUUCGUGCUCAGGCUGUGGAUAUAGAAACCAGAAAGCCCCUGGAGCCUGAAUCAGAAUUCAUCAUCAAAGUACAGGAUAUUAAUGAUAAUGAGCCAAAGUUUUUGGAUGGACCUUAUGUUGCUACUGUUCCAGAAAUGUCUCCUGUAGGCGCAUAUGUACUCCAGGUCAAAGCCACAGAUGCAGAUGACCCGACCUAUGGAAACAGUGCCAGAGUCGUUUACAGCAUUCUUCAGGGACAACCUUAUUUCUCCAUUGAUCCCAAGACAGGUGUUAUUAGAACAGCUUUGCCAAACAUGGACAGAGAAGUCAAAGAACAAUACCAAGUACUCAUCCAAGCCAAGGAUAUGGGAGGCCAGCUUGGAGGAUUAGCCGGAACAACGAUAGUCAACAUCACCCUCACUGAUGUCAAUGACAAUCCACCUCGAUUCCCCAAAAGCAUCUUCCAUCUGAAAGUUCCUGAGUCUUCUCCUAUUGGCUCAGCUAUUGGAAGAAUAAGAGCUGUGGAUCCUGAUUUUGGACAAAAUGCAGAAAUUGAAUACAAUAUUGUUCCAGGAGACGGGGGAAACUUGUUUGACAUCGUUACCGAUGAGGAAACACAAGAAGGAGUCAUCAAAUUGAAAAAGCCUUUAGAUUUUGAAACAAAGAAGGCAUACACUUUCAAAGUUGAGGCUUCCAACCUUCACCUUGACCACCGGUUUCAUUCGGCGGGGCCUUUUAAAGACACAGCUACGGUGAAGAUCAGCGUGCUGGACGUCGAUGAGCCGCCGGUUUUCAGCAAGCCGCUCUACACCAUGGAGGUGUACGAAGACACUCCGGUAGGGACGAUCAUUGGAGCUGUCACUGCUCAGGACCUGGAUGUAGGCAGCAGUGCUGUUAGGUACUUCAUAGAUUGGAAGAGUGAUGGGGACAGCUACUUCACAAUAGAUGGAAAUGAAGGAACCAUCGCCACUAAUGAAUUACUAGACAGAGAAAACACUGCGCAGUAUAAUUUCUCCAUAAUUGCGAGUAAAGUUAGUAACCCUUUAUUAACCAGCAAAGUCAAUAUACUGAUUAAUGUCUUAGACGUCAAUGAAUUUCCUCCAGAAAUAUCUGUGCCAUAUGAGACAGCUGUGUGUGAAAAUGCCAAACCAGGACAGAUAAUUCAGAUAGUCAGUGCUGCAGACCGAGAUCUUUCACCUACUGGACAGCACUUCUCCUUUAGAUUAGCACCUGAGGCUACCAUCAAGCCAAAUUUUACAGUUCGUGACUUUAGAAACAAUACAGCUGGAAUUGAAGCUCGAAGAAAUGGAUACAGUCGCAGGCAGCAAGAGUUGUAUUUCCUCCCUGUUAUAAUAGAAGACAGCAGCUACCCUGUCCAGAGCAGCACAAACACAAUGACUAUUCGAGUUUGUAGAUGUGACUCUGAUGGUACCAUCCUGUCUUGUAAUGUGGAAGCAAUUUUUCUACCUGUAGGACUUAGCACUGGGGCGUUGAUUGCAAUUCUACUAUGCAUUAUUAUACUCUUAGCCAUAGUUGUACUGUAUGUAGCACUGCGAAGGCAGAAGAAGAAAGACACCCUGAUGACCUCUAAGGAAGACAUCAGAGACAACGUCAUCCAUUAUGAUGAUGAAGGAGGUGGGGAGGAGGAUACCCAGGCAUUCGACAUCGGGGCUCUGAGAAACCCAAAAGUGAUUGAGGAAAACAAAAUUCGCAGGGAUAUAAAACCAGACUCUCUCUGUUUACCUCGUCAGAGACCACCAGUGGAAGAUAACACAGACAUAAGGGAUUUCAUUCAUCAAAGGCUGCAGGAAAAUGACAUGGACCCAACUGCCCCACCAUACGAUUCACUGGCCACAUACGCCUACGAAGGGAGUGGGUCCGUGGCAGAGUCCCUCAGCUCUAUAGACUCUCUCACCACAGAAGCCGACCAGGACUACGAUUACCUGACAGACUGGGGACCCCGCUUUAAAGUCUUGGCAGACAUGUUUGGCGAAGAAGAGAGUUAUAACUCUGAUAAAGUCACUUAGGGGAGUCGUGAAGGCUGAAAUACAGCCGAGAGGGGAAAUUUUUAAAAAAGAAAAAGAAACACAUAUUAAUAGAAAACACACACACACACACACACACACACACACACACACACACACACAAACACAGACUUUCUAGGACAAGGUUCCUUUGAUUAUCCGGUUUCUAGCAAGUUGCUAUAUUAAUCAUAUUGUCAGUUCUGGUUUAUUCUUCCAACACGAGAUACAUCCUAUAAUGUGCACUUGCUUUGUUUUCUUGUUUUGUUUUUUUCACAAUCACACUGAGACAAGCUCAGGCCUAUUCAAUACAAUUUACUGACAUGACAACCUAGAACGAAGAUAGCUAUGUGGCAUCACGGUGGAAGAGUGUUAGAUUUUUCUUAAUUCCACUAAAGUGCCUAUUGAAACUCUUAUCAUUUAAAGUGGUGUACAGUACACUCUGCUGUGAUGGCAUUGCAGGAUUCAGAGAUAAAGAGGACAUAAAACAAAGAUACUGUCUUUAUGUCAAGAAGCAAUAGCGACACUCUGACUCUCCUCAUUCUUUUGAGAACAAAUGAAGAACACUUUCUAAUCUCCACCUUCUUAUAAUUCAAAAGGUUUUCUUUUUCUUUUUUAAACUGUAUGGCAAAACAUAUUUGUUUUUCCGACCCUUUCAGAAAAUAUGAAAAUAUCAAGGUCAAUAUAUAAGUCCUGUAUUCUAGAAACGAUGUUUGAUCUUAACAUUAGUUCACAUUAAAGCUGUUCAUUAAAAUGUUACUUUCUUUUCCAAAAAAAUUAAAUAAAAAAAAGAAAAGAAAAAUAUAUUCCUCUUUCUAAAGAGAGGCCUCAGGGCUCAAAUUACACAUUAAAAUAAAUAUUGGUUUGUUUAAUAUUG
This is a messenger RNA of Cebus imitator (Panamanian white-faced capuchin), 3989 nucleotides long. RefSeq names its product cadherin 12 (gene CDH12). The record is from RefSeq and is a predicted model, not a curated record. The coding region runs from base 734 to 3118 and encodes 794 amino acids. Gene Ontology annotation, biological process: adherens junction organization; calcium-dependent cell-cell adhesion; cell morphogenesis. Gene Ontology annotation, cellular component: adherens junction; catenin complex; plasma membrane. The transcript is spliced from 13 exons. Gene Ontology annotation, molecular function: cadherin binding; calcium ion binding. Lineage: Eukaryota; Metazoa; Chordata; Mammalia; Primates; Cebidae.